GUUGUACCCUAAGAGUAACGGGUAUCAAAAAAAAGGCACCAAGCAGUCAGUUGCUGUGUAUAUGUAUGUAUUUGUGUCAGGUUUGGGGAUUGAAAUCGUAAUUACUUAUAAAUGUACAUUAGAUAACACGUACGUGAACAGUGCCUAUGUGGAGCACACAUCGUAGCUGCUUAUCAUUAUAUUAUAGCAGUGUCAGUACCUGUGCGGAGUUCGGAUGUGUGUAAGAGUUUGUGUAUUUAGUUAGUGUCUACUUUUGUGUACGAGCGGCGCGACAAGAGAAAAUAAAAUAAAGACACGCUACAGUCAUGUAUCCGUAUUAUGAGCAGGAUUGGAGUGUUUUGCCACCGGAAAACAAUCGCAGAUUUAAUCCAGCCUUCAAUAUGGCCACCAUACGGCAGGCAUUCACAGAAGCCGUUGAAAGAGUCAGAAUGCCGACGCCCACACGACUGCGUGAUCUGAUACGUCAGAUACGAGCUGCACGGACCGCCGCCGAGGAGCGGGCUGUGGUUAACAAAGAGUGCGCCUACAUUCGCAGCACAUUCCGUGAGGAGGAUUCCGUCUGGCGUUGUCGCAACAUUGCCAAGCUGCUGUAUAUACACAUGCUCGGCUAUCCGGCGCACUUUGGCCAACUAGAAUGCCUCAAACUGACGGCCAGCACGCGUUUUACAGAUAAACGAAUUGGCUAUCUGGGUGCCAUGUUGCUGCUGGACGAGCGUCAAGAUGUCCAUUUGCUGAUCACGAAUUGCUUAAAAAACGAUUUGAACAGCUCGACACAGUUUGUGGUGGGACUAGCGUUGUGUACACUGGGAGCGAUUGCAUCGCCGGAGAUGGCACGUGAUUUGGCCAGCGAAGUGGAGCGAUUGAUGAAAUCACCCAAUACGUAUAUACGCAAAAAGGCAACACUGUGUGCGUUUCGUGUCAUACGCCGUGUGCCAGAGCUGAUGGAGAUCUUUCUUCCGGCAACACGUUCGCUGCUCAGCGAAAAGAAUCAUGGCAUUCUCAUAACUGGCGUUACGCUUAUUACGGAAAUGUGCGAGAACAGUUCGGAUACGCUGAUGCAUUUCAAAAAGGAUAGCGGAAAUCGAGAGAUUGUGCCGAAUCUGGUGCGCAUCUUGAAGAGCCUUAUUUUGGGCGGUUAUUCGCCCGAACAUGAUGUCAGUGGCGUCAGCGAUCCGUUCCUGCAGGUGAAAAUCCUGCGUCUAUUGCGCAUUCUUGGCCAUAAUGAUCCGGAUGCCUCGGAGGCCAUGAACGAUAUAUUGGCGCAGGUGGCCACCAAUACGGAGACCAGCAAGAACGUGGGCAACACCAUUCUCUACGAGACAGUGCUGUCCAUUAUGGAUAUUCGCUCUGAAGGCGGUCUGCGCGUUUUGGCUGUGAACAUCCUGGGACGCUUUCUACUCAACUCGGACAAGAAUAUACGAUAUGUGGCCCUGAAUACGCUGUUGCGGACAGUGCACGCGGAUACGUCGGCGGUGCAGCGGCAUCGUACAACAAUAUUGGAGUGCCUCAAGGAUCCGGAUGUAUCGAUACGUCGACGUGCGAUGGAGCUAUCGUUUGCCCUGAUCAAUGCACAAAAUAUACGUACAAUGACCAAGGAGCUGCUGCUGUUCUUGGAGAAGGCCGAUGCCGAAUUUAAGGCGCAAUGCAGCUCGGGCAUGAUACUGGCCGCUGAACGAUAUUCACCCAAUUCACGUUGGCAUCUGGACACACAAUUGAGUGUACUAAUAGCGGCUGGCAAUUAUGUGCGUGACGACGUCGUCUCAUCCACCAUACAACUGGUGUCCAGCAGUCCCGUGCCGGAGCAAACAUAUAUCACAAAUCGGUUCUGGGAAUCGCUGCAGGUGGCCAAUCAUUGUGAGGAUAAGCAGCCGCUGCUGCAGGUCGCUGUCUGGGCCAUAGGCGAAUACGGUGAUCUGUUCAUGUACGGCGCCAACGAGGAUGAGUUUGAACGUCCCACGGAGAGCGAUCUGAUCGCUGUGUAUCAUAAGUUUUUAACCUCUGCUCAAGUGUCGACCACAAGCAAGCAAUAUGCGCUCGUCUCCUUGGCCAAGCUGAGCACGCGCCUCCAGCAAUGCGUGGAAGAAAUCCAGGCGCUGAUUACCUCGUUUGGCAGCCAUCUGAAUGUGGAUCUGCAGCAGCGUGGUGUUGAGUUUACACAACUCUUUGGCAGCUAUAAGCAUCUGCGUCCCCCGCUGCUGGAGAAGAUGCCCGCCAUGCAAAUAAGCCGCAUCAGUUCGCAGAAUGGCGAAAGCGGCGGAUCAUUCGAUGACAACAGUCCGGAUGUUAUUGAGAAUGGCAUCGAGAUUGGCGGCAGUGGCGCACAUCCGUUAAUCGAAAGCAAUAUGAAUACAAUGGGUGACAAUACGAAUAUUCUGUUGGACUUAUUGGGCAGCACGGAUCUGUCAGCGGGUGUCAGCGAUUUGGCCAUGGCAACAGAUCUGUCCAAUGCCGUGCAUAAAAAGAACACACGCAAUGCCAAUAACGAUGCGACGUCCAAUGUGACAGUGUCCAACAAUCAGGAUCUACUUGAUUUGCUCGAUCUGGAUAUAACGGCUCCAUCCACAACGUCCGUCAUGGGUGUCAAUAUGGCAACUGAUCACGGCAACGUUAACAACAUGAUGAACCUGCGUGGCAUCGAUCUGAACCUAGGCUUUGGUGGCAUCGACACCAUGCCCAGCAGCAUACCCACAAAUGGCAACGAUUUGGCAAGCAUGUUGGGUGGCCUCAAUGUCGGCGUCGGUGCACCAUCGAACCCAGUACUCCCUAUGGGUGGCGACAUUAACAGCAGCAGUCUACUGGGUGAACUGAAUCCAACGACGACAACUAACAAUGUGACAGUGCCUCCGCAGGGUCCCAAACUGACGGCCCUGGACAAAAACGGACUGCUGGUGCAGCUGGUGCCGGUGAAGGGCAGCGACUGCAUGAAGAUCUUUAUGACAACCACAAAUAGCUCAGACAAUACAUUGGAACAGUAUUUGCUAAAGGCGGCGGUACAAAAGAGUUUUGAACUGCAAAUGUUACCGCCAUCGGGCUCGAUGCUGCCGCCUGGUGGCGUUAUCACGCAGGAAAUGCGAGUAGUGGCCACGUCCAAUGCGGUACUGCGCAUGCGUCUGCGUAUUCAAUACACGCUCGACGGCCAACAGCUGGUGGAACAGACAGAAGUUAGCGGUUUUCCGGAACAACAGCCGUCUAAUGAGUAAACGUGUAUUAAUUGCAAGUGAAGCGAGUGUGUUAGCUUAAAGUUUAAAGACGCCACACACACACACACACACACACAUACACACACAUCCAAACAAACUAACACACAAACAGCACAGCUAAACACAGAGGUUGCCACACGCAUAUAUUGUAAAAUAAGUUAACAAAAAAGAAAACCACAUUCGCGCCCAUACAUUCACUCAUAGAAAGAGACACACCAAGCAGGAUGAGAGGAGGAGCAGCAGCAUCAGUCGUUUAAGCGUAUUCAGUUUCUAUAAAACAGAAAGUAAAAAAAAAACCAUUCAUAAUUUAUAAUUUAUAUUUAUAUAUAUACACAUAUAUGUAAAAGCUAUACCUAUUAUAUCUGUUUUGAUUUCUUGUCAACAUUUCCUUGAUUAACUCUGAGUCCGCGUCGCGUGUAUGCAAUUCUUAAUUAUUAUUCUACUGUUACUAUUACUACUAUUAUUAUACUAUAUUAUAUUAUAUUAUUAUGGUUAUUAUGAUUUGCUUUUUUGUGUGUGAGCAAGUUUCGUGUAAAAGACAACAAUUCAGUUUUAAUGUAAGACAAUAAAGUCAUUUGAAAGCGUCAAGCCACAUUAUAUAGCCACUAAACUAAAUUGUAAAUUGCAACAAUUAACAAUAACAAAAAAACACAAAACAAACAACUGAAAUGUGUAUACUUAGCAAAAACAAAACAAACAAAUUAACCACAAAACAAAAACCAUAAACGCAGCGCAUUUAUUUCAAGCUUAGCAUUUUUAGAUUGAAAACAGUUGAGAGCAGUUUAUCUAUAAAGCCAAUCGAACGUUACAUGCGGUGUGCAUGGUAAAUCGAUUGAGUUAUUAUUAUAACAAUUAUUAUCUAUAAAUGGAACUUAAUUUGUUAUAUGUAUGAUGUAUGUAUGUAAUUUGUAUUAGGUUAUAUCUAUUUUUUUUUUCAUAACCAACUACAAACACACACACACACAUGCAGACACACACAUAUACAUGCAUAUUCAAAUGCAAUUUUAAAAGCUCAGCACACCGUGUGGCCUACAAUUCCACAAUCUAAUAAUAACCGAUAAAUUGUUAUUUCCUGUGCGCACGUACUUAAAAGAAUAUAAUAAAAUAAUUCAACAGAGAACUGCAACAGCAGACGGCACUGUGGAAAACUAGAUAAUUAUAAAAUAUAUAUAACAAAUAUACAAAUAUGACAAAAAAAAAAAGAAACAAAAACAAACAAUUAUUAUAUACAUAAAUGAUAACUGGUAACACUUAGUUGCGGGCCAAUGCGCAUUAUGUUUAAUAAUUAGGGCGGGGAGGGGAGGUAAUUAACAACAUAUAAUGUGAAACAAAUCAACAUUUAUGUACUAUUAUUAUGUCUGUACGAAUAUACAA
Molecule: messenger RNA, 4574 nt
Organism: Drosophila innubila
Lineage: Eukaryota; Metazoa; Arthropoda; Insecta; Diptera; Drosophilidae
Gene: AP-1gamma
Product: AP-1 complex subunit gamma-1
Exons: 15
Coding region: 306-3200 (964 amino acids)
Biological process (GO): Golgi to vacuole transport; receptor-mediated endocytosis; intracellular protein transport
Cellular component (GO): membrane coat; Golgi apparatus; AP-1 adaptor complex
Molecular function (GO): clathrin-cargo adaptor activity
Source: RefSeq, a predicted model, not a curated record